CAAAUGUUCAUAAAUGACCAGCAUGGUCGAAUAAUAAGGCAGAACAGUUGAAACUGCGUCACUGGCGAUCCCCAUUCUGUCACAGACCCUGUAAUGGCUACAUAAUAGAUUCACAGAUGUCACACCUUUCCAUCUCUAAUGAGCAAGCCAGACAAGAUAUGAUCUUUCCUCUUAAAUAGGAACUUGUUUCCCAUAAUGAAAACAUCAACAAUAAUUGCCAAUUGAGGCCCUAAAGGAGAAUUGAAAUCAUUUAUUUAUUUUAUUAGCUAGUAUGAACCAUUUUGGAGUGAAAUUACAUUCGUUUUUUUUUAUAGGGAAGACAACCCUCUCUGGGGAAGACUUUGUAGGUGUGACUUCCGGAAAAUGUUCCGUCCUCAAUGUUCCGGUGAAACGCAGCGUUUUACUUCCGGUCGUUCCAGUCACAUGAAGUUCUCUGCUGGUAGACAUGCACUGAUUAAAAACACACACAAAAAAACUAUGACUUCGUCUGUUAACGGAAGAGUAUUGGAUGAAGAUAUGGACAAUCAAAUUGUACAGGCUGUGUGUGUAGAGGAUGGGAUAGGGGUGGUGUCGGGGUCGAUCGGGAUGUCAGACUUCUCCGAUGAGAUCUUGUUAAGUAUCCUGUGCUAUGUCUCGACCUCUGACCUUGUGAAUAACGUUUCCCGGACCUGCCGCAAGCUACACACGCUCUGCUAUGACAAGACACUGCUGACCACGGUCACACUGUCUGAAGAAUACACGGCAGAUGACGGCGCUAUUCGCCAGGUGCUGAAGCAUCUAUCCAAUCACGUGCAGUCCCUCAGCCUUAGCGGCUGCUAUUGGCUGUCGGGUUCAACCAUCGACCGCCUGAUUCGCUGUCGCUCCCUGGUGCGUCUGGACCUAUCAGGUUGUCGCGUCACCUCCCUGCGUCUGUCCCGCCUCCUCUCAUCCCUCCCCCUCCUCCGAUCUCUCGCUUUUGACGUAUCGCCUGGCUUCGAUUCCGCCCAGCUGAGUGGGGAGGCCCGUGAUUCGCUGUCUCGGCUGUCGGAGCUGAGACAGACGGUCCUGACGCCGAGUUACGGGGUCGUUCCCUGCUGCUCCAGCCUCUUCAGUCUGCAGCUGCAGCUGGACAUACUUGACGUCACCAGGGAGGGUACCAGUAUGUGUUGCCAGUUGAUGAUGGGUCAGAGCAGUGUUCCUCACUACCAACAGCUGGAGGAGUUUACUGCCUGUCUGGCACCUGGAGAGGUGAACCAGACUCUACUCCUCCUCUACCUCGCUGUGUUCAGUGUUCGUGUUCCGGAGCGUCUCCGCUCCUUCCUGGUUUCAGUUCCUGGUCCGAACCCCGCCCACUGGCCUGCUGCGUCCUCAUUGGCCCAUAGCCUCGUUCAGCAUGGCGACCUGGAAGCCCUGCAGUUGCCUCGCUCCUGGUUGGACGCCACGUCGCUAGGACGGGUCCUUCUUAGCAACGCUCCCAAGCACUUGAACUUCUCCCGUUGCCCCACGUUACGACAAACUGUCAUCCAAUCGCUGACUGGCACUGGAGUGAGAGACUCAACGCGAUUGGUCAGCCUGAAUCUUAGUGGUAUAGGCCACACCUCCAAUUAUCCAGAGUGCAGUAGAGCGCGGGGAGAGGAGGAGCUUGUUGCCGAGGCGAUGAGCCGGUUGGUUAUUUGCUGUCCCAAUCUGUCACACCUCAACCUGUUACACACACACUAUCACCAUGACAACGCACACACACCUGGGCUGGAGGCCAACACACACCUGUGUACCAGCCUGUCCAAACUCACACACCUCCGGUCUCUGGCGCUGCCCGCGUGCGCCCUGUCGGACGGUUCACACACACCGUCCCCUUCCCCCUCCCCCUCCUCUCUGCUGCUGGGACUGAGGAAGCCGUCCCGCGUGGGGCUCCAGACCUACAGGCCAGGCUCCGGGGACUCUCUCCCCAGGGAGGGCACCUCUGGGCUGGGUACCCUGCUGGCCGGCUGCCCCUGUCUGGAGGUUCUGGAGAUAACAGGACCGGGCUUCAUCUCUGCCCUGCCGCGUCUUGAGCCCUGUGCCAGGGUGUGUGUGGAUCAGAGGACGUGUGUGAACGCUCGCGGGGUGGGGGACGCGCACGUUGCGGCUCUCCGGGGUUCCGGGGCUGCGGAGGCUGACGCUGGCGGGGCUGCCGGGGUCCUGAAGGGGACUGGGCUGGUACAGGUGGCUGAGCACUGCCGGGACCUUCAGGCAUUAUCUCUGGCCAACCUGGGGUCCUUAAAGACCUGGAACUACAGCGCCGCCCUGCUGGACACACUGAGGAACUGCACCCAGCUCACACAGCUACGGUUGGAGCAGCCCUACCUGGUGUGUAACGGUGCAUUCUGGGAGGCGUUGUCAUGCUGUUCUCGUCUCCGCCGCCUCUGUCUCAUCUCGCGGAACGGAACCUUCCACCCCGCUGCCGUGGUUACCUUCAUGGAGUGUUGCCGUGACGUCAUGGUGUGUCACAUGUUCUUGGGCGGAACUCUGGUGGCGUGUCGGACGCUACAGAAAACACUGCUAGACCGGUUCUCUGUGGAGCGUCCGGCCCUCAGUGUGGUCAUCUACCCUCUGCUCCAUGAAGACCUUCCAUUGGUCAUCAGAGACAUGCCCCUCCCACUGCUCGAUCAACUGACCCUCUUCCAAAGCCGCGUUGCCCAGGCCCCGCCCUCGUCACAAUUGGGACACCAGAGAGCAAAGAGGCAACUAGCCAAUCAGAGCCCCUCAUCACCAUGGUGAUGCCAGAGAGUGAAGAAGCAUCUAGCCAAUCACAGCCCCUCAGAUUAGAGGUCUUCACGGGUUCAAAAAGUUGGACCUGUUCCGAACUGGACCUGGGGCUGUCCCACCCGGACCCGAAGUGCAUCAAUUAUUCUGUUUAAUAUAGAGACUGAGGACAACUAGACCCGUUCCAUAUCGACAUGGUUGGAUCCAGACCCGAUCUGAGUGAGAAAAAAAGAAAAGUCAUAUUUUUUAAACUACUUUAUUUAUCGAAGACGAUGAAGUGUGAGAGGAGGGAGAGAGACGUGCCUCUAGCAGGGAGGGAGAGAGAGAGACGUGCCUCUAGCAGGGAGGGAGAGAGACGUGCCUCUAGCAG
This is a messenger RNA of Oncorhynchus tshawytscha (Chinook salmon), 3091 nucleotides long. Its product is annotated as F-box/LRR-repeat protein 18-like. Gene Ontology annotation, biological process: SCF-dependent proteasomal ubiquitin-dependent protein catabolic process. The transcript is spliced from 7 exons. The record is from RefSeq and is a predicted model, not a curated record. Gene Ontology annotation, molecular function: protein binding. The coding region runs from base 364 to 2736 and encodes 790 amino acids. NCBI's taxonomy places the organism in Eukaryota, Metazoa, Chordata, Actinopteri, Salmoniformes, Salmonidae.